Diaporthe citri is the source of this 2058-nucleotide messenger RNA. RefSeq lists its product as uncharacterized. The transcript has 6 exons. NCBI's taxonomy places the organism in Eukaryota, Fungi, Ascomycota, Sordariomycetes, Diaporthales, Diaporthaceae. The record is from RefSeq and is a predicted model, not a curated record. Bases 1 to 2058 code for a protein of 685 amino acids.
AUGCAGAGCCAGGCUGGCGGAGACGCGUCUGUCGCGUCGAACGGCGACGGGCCAAAAUCCCUGUCUAUUGAGGAUGCUGUCGGCAACGCCUUCUUGCAAUUGCUGGCCGAGACGGACAGCCAGGCCCAGGACCAGCGGUUCGUGCUCCAGUCUCCCUUCUUUGCGGGGCCUCCAGGCCCCUUCUUCUAUCCCUGCCCGGGCUCGGCCCUAGACGUGAGACGCCGGAAGGAGGAGCCUCCAGGGACCUACGAUGGCUUCGUCGACCUUGCUGCCUCGGCGGCUGUUCGUGUGCUCGUGUACGGCCCGAACAGUCCUGACGAGAGUCGCAACGAUCCUACGCCGCUCACACUGUAUCGGAGAAUGCUCUCGCUCGUGAAGCGUGCAUCAUCAGGGGCAGUACCAAACUCAGACCCGCGCCGGCAAUCUGCGGACGAGAACAUUACUCAUGGACUCAAUGGCCACCGCGAUAUUGAGACCAUCACGCGCCAGGAACUCCUGGACAAAGCCUACGACUCGGGGCACGCGGCCGGUUAUGAGGCGGGCGUCCAAGCAGAGGCUGCUAAGCGCCAGACGGCUUCUGAAGAUACAGAGGAAGCUUACACCCAAGGUUUUGCCGCUGGCCAGCGUCGCUUGAUGAACUCCGAGAUCGCGUUUGCUUUCGCUAGGGGCCAGCAAGCCGAGCAGCAGCGGAUUCGCACGCGCCUGGAGGAGGAAGGGAAGCAAAGAUAUCAAGCCACAGAGAUAUUGGAAGAGCUCCUGGGAUCGACAACAGAGUCUCCAGAUCCCGUGCGACACACCAGACCCGCGAGUGCGUCGAUACCCGACGCAUCAACACAACAGUCUCGCCAAUAUUCUAGCAGAGGCUCAGAAAUCAGCCACGCAAGCCCGCCCGCCAGAUUGCCAGAGGCUGCCAUUGCUUCCGAAGUUCAAGAUUCGUCUCUCUCGUACUCUCCUCAGACUGAGCCUCAGACGCGGACCCCAGCACCAACCUCUGAAUGGGCCACCAUGCCCAGACGACGACGUGUUGGCCGGCCCAGGUUGCUCCCUGACGAUGGAGACGGCCGGAAUACGGUCGCCACGUGUGUAUUCUGUGGUGUCCAACUCUCACAAAAUUCAGUUCUAAGACACAAGAGGAGGCACCAUCCCGCCGAGCUGGCAGCUAGAAAACACAACUUCUCGCCGCCCGGUGAUCCGAAUGCAUUCACCGAGAACAUCAAAUAUAUUAAGAGGAUGCCCAUCGACCUGCAGAUCAGCAUCAUCGCGGAAGCUGCGCAACAGCUGAACGCGGUCAAGCUACGCAUUCAGGACCUGGAGGCCCAGCAUCGCCGGCGGGAGCCGUCGUAUGUCAGCCGGCACGGGUUGCCUGACUUGCGUCAGCUCCACGAGUCACGGCCGCCGGUCCUCUCAGCCAUAUUCAGAAACCGCGGGCGGCUGCCCUAUAUAGUCCAGGAGCUGCGGCAGUUGACAAGGGCCCGCGGCAUGAGGAGUCAGAUGCGCGACGACGAAGGCACCUGGUGGGAGGUCGCCGAUGACCUGGAGGCGGGACUCACCCCCUCGAGCAAGCUGUCCCGGUCUGUCAUUGCGCUCCCACCGCCCGGCAAUGGGCCAACCGUGCCUCUUCACCUGAAUACUUUUUCUGAAGCGCCGAACAUGAACGACCCUUCUUGGAGGCCCCAGCACGCUCUUCCUUUCCAAACUGGUUGGGAUGUUACCGGCCCCGACGACAACCCUGUUUGGACACGAGUAGCCACUGGCGCACAACAGAGCGAGUCUGGACCUGCUGAGCCUGCGGUCAAGCUCGAAGCAGAGGAUGACGAAGAGGAUGGGGGAUACCAGGAGCUAAUGGCGGAGAUCUCUCGCAGGGUGCAGGAUGACAAGGCACAGUCGGAGUGGGACCAGAGCAGCAGUGACGGGGGCGGAUCUGAGUCGGCCGACGCUGAAGAUAAUGCCGCCCAGGGCACGCCUGAUCAGACCCGAAGGGGAAAUCCACAACUACUGAAGAGGUCUACGACUACGGCUUCUCCGCCGAGGAAUAUCAAACGUCACAGGGCUGCCUAG